AUGCAUCUGAACGAUGGCUGGCGCAUCAACGGUUUCCCGAGUACGCCGUUCAAUAACGCUGUCACAACGUACAUCCCGCAACUGCAUCGCUUGACCAUUCGAUUUUGCCGCAAAAAUGAGUGCAGCGCCGGCGUGAGGGAUUUCAUCGCCCAAGGCCUGUUGGCACGCUUCGCCGCCCAAAAUCCAUCAGUGGUCGUGUACGUGCAGCCGAUCAGGUAA
Messenger RNA from Gongylonema pulchrum, 219 nucleotides. Lineage: Eukaryota; Metazoa; Nematoda; Chromadorea; Rhabditida; Gongylonematidae. The record is from the annotation of a GenBank genome assembly.